This is a messenger RNA of Schistocerca serialis cubense, 579 nucleotides long. Its product is annotated as homeobox protein DBX1-like. Gene Ontology annotation, biological process: regulation of transcription by RNA polymerase II. The record is from RefSeq and is a predicted model, not a curated record. The transcript has 4 exons. The coding region runs from base 1 to 579 and encodes 192 amino acids. Gene Ontology annotation, molecular function: DNA binding; DNA-binding transcription factor activity, RNA polymerase II-specific. Lineage: Eukaryota; Metazoa; Arthropoda; Insecta; Orthoptera; Acrididae.
AUGACCGCUUAUAUGGAGGACGGGUUUGGAAAGGAAACGCAGAACGCGGUAGAACUUGAGCUGGCAGCCUUAUCGAACCAGUGCUGCGGCGAGAUGUCGACGGCCGGCGGGGCGGGCGCGGGCGGCGGCGGCGGCGCGCCCACCGCGGUCUUCCCGCUGCCCGGCUCCUUCCCCUGGGCCAACAGCUCCAGGGGCAAGCCGCGCCGCGGCAUGAUGCGGCGCGCCGUCUUCUCCGACCUGCAGCGCAAGGGCCUCGAGAAGCGCUUCCAGAUCCAGAAGUACAUCUCCAAGCCUGACCGCAAGAAGCUCGCCGAGAAGCUCGGCCUCAAGGACUCGCAGGUGAAGAUCUGGUUCCAGAACAGGCGCAUGAAGUGGCGCAACUCCAAGGAGCGCGAGCUGCUGGCGAGCGGAGGCUCCCGCGAGCAGACGCUGCCCAACAAGAACAACCCGCACCCCGACCUCAGUGACGCCGAGCAGCAGCAGCAACAGCAGCAGCCGGGGGCCAGCAGGCCGCUCCCGGACGAGGAACUCACGCCCCCGGAAGACGACGAUGACGACGAGGAAAUCAACGUCACGUGA